Anarrhichthys ocellatus (wolf-eel) is the source of this 2809-nucleotide messenger RNA. RefSeq names its product VRK serine/threonine kinase 1 (gene vrk1). Gene Ontology annotation, molecular function: protein kinase activity; ATP binding. The record is from RefSeq and is a predicted model, not a curated record. Lineage: Eukaryota; Metazoa; Chordata; Actinopteri; Perciformes; Anarhichadidae. The coding region runs from base 231 to 1559 and encodes 442 amino acids. The transcript has 13 exons. Gene Ontology annotation, biological process: protein phosphorylation.
GCGUGAGAUUUCGAUGCUAACGAGACAGCGUGGUUAGCAUCACAGCUAACUUUAACCGACAUUUAUAAAAGCGUAACGUUACUCUGUCCGCCACCUCACAUAGUGUUGCUUGACCUACUCUUCCCCUUUAACGCCAUUUUGUCAUAAGAAAGGAGACUGCUAUCUUUGCACUACACACACUGGCCAUUUGUGUUAGCUAAACGUAUGCUUAUCCAACGUGAAAGCAGCAGAUGCCUCCUAAAGCCAAGGCGGCAGGGAAAGGCCGAGCUCCGGCUAAGAGGAAGCUGGCAGAGGAGUUCCCACCCGGAGAGGUCCUAACAGACACCGGGAAGAAGACCUGGAAGUUGGGGGCUCCGAUCGGCCAGGGGGGCUUCGGUCUCAUAUAUCUGGCGGAUGAGAAUUCUGCAACACCAGUGGGUGCUGAAGCUCCUUAUGUCAUCAAAGUGGAGCCCAGUGACAAUGGGCCGCUGUUCUCUGAGCUCAAGUUCUACAUGAGAGCUGCUAAGCCUGACCUGAUUCAGAGCUGGAUGAAGUCUCACAAGUUGAAGACUCUGGGCGUUCCCAGGUACUGGGGCUCAGGUCUGCAUGAGAGAGGAGGGAAGAGGUACAGGUUCAUGGUCAUCGACCGGCUCGGCACAGAUCUGCAGAAGAAGUUUGAAGAAUGUGGAAGGAGGUUCCCCAGAAAACUGGUCCUGCAGCUCGGUCUUCGACUGCUGGAGACUCUGGAGUACAUCCAUGAGCACGAGUAUGUGCAUGCUGACAUCAAGGCAUCCAACCUCAUGUUGAGCCACAGCGAUCCCAACCAGGUGUACUUGGUAGAUUAUGGGCUGGCAUAUAGGUACGCGCCCGACAGUGUCAUAAAAGAGUACAAAGAGGACCCCAAGAGAUGUCACGACGGUACCAUAGAGUUCACGAGCAUCGACGCCCACAAAGGAGCAACUGCGUGUAGGCGGAGCGACUUGGAGAUCCUGUGCUACUGCAUGGUCCAGUGGCUGUGUGGACGGCUGCCCUGGGAGGACAAGCUGCAGGACCCGCUCUACGUCAGGGACUCCAAGAUCAGGAGCCAAGAAAAUAUCUCUGAAUUUAUGACCAAGUGUUUCUCCUCUCAAGACAAGCCAGCUGAGAUCCAGAAGUUCAUGGAGGAGGUAAAGUCUGUGGGGUACCAAGACAAACCGCCGUACGAGAAGCUGCGCUCCAUCCUGCAGGCCGGACUGGCGGACAUCAAGGCUAAAGAUGACGGCAAGCUGAAGUUCACUCCCGUCAGUGGAGCUGUUUCACCCCCCGCCCAGAAGACCAGCAAGAGAAAGAAGGUGGCAGAUGAAGCAGAAGAAGCAGAUGAGAGUGAGCCGGACGGAGGACUCGUCAAGAGAAAGAGAGUCACAAAGAAAAGAGCAGUCAAUGGAGUGAAGAAAAGUCCCAAAAAAACUGCGAGACCAAAGAAGGUACCCGGCACUGGAAAAGCGAGCGACGCCAAAUCCAGACUGGUAGAGAUGGGCACCCAGACGUCACCUGGACUGGUCCUGAGAUCCAGAGGCAGACCCAAGAAGACCAGCGCCUAAGGACCCACCUCCACACUCCUCCAGCAGUCCUGUCGCUCCUCUGCUUCUUAAAAGUCUCCUUUUCAACUUUUAUAUGUUUUCUGUCUGUCGCACACUGCUACAUGUUGAUGUUUGAUUGUAUUUGAAGCCUGAUCUAUUUCAAUAAAGAGGAUGAUAAACUGUCAAUCUUCUGGUUUUAAUUAAGAGAAUAACUCCGCCUCCUUUUAAGAGCAGUGAAGAUGCCGUCCUGCUGCUCUGCUGGAGUGAAGACCUGUGAAGGGUUUUAGCGAGGAAAGCCCAGUUGUCAUGCAUUUGCUUGAGUUGAAAGAAAAAAGGAUUUUUGAAGAUGCAACUACUUUAAACACUCAAGCCAGAUGAACGUGAAUGUCACGUUUGACUUUUUUCCCCAACCUUUAAAGGAAUAAAUGCACCACUGCUGAGCUAAUGCAUAAGAGCAGACAGCACAUUUUCUGAAUAGACAUGGUCAAAUUUAUAUCGGGGGGGGGGGGGGGCUUGCAUUUGCAAAUAAGUGCAGCUCUUUGUCCUCCUGUCCAUCUCUGUCCUGCUGCUGAAAUGUCACAUUUCUCAGCGUACAGCUAUGACAGACAUUUUUUCAAAUAGUUGUGAAACCAUCGUCAAAUGGUCCGAGAAUGUUUCCAUCAGAGCGAGUAUACAGGAGAACAUUUCACACAUGAGAAGCUGCUGACGAGCUGUCCACCCCCCCCCCAUCCACACUUGUCCUCAAGCUUCUGGACCGUCCCCGACGGUACCCCCCACCUCCCUCAUUAACUCCCAACAGCCCACCGUCCCCAUGGAGGAAGACAUCUCCACUAAUGUCAGUGUUGUGAGGGCCCUCGGGGGGGGCCCCCGUGGCGGCUGGUGGCUCGCCAUCGAUUGCUCCAGCCUCUUCAGGAGUAAAGGGCCCCCCUGCAUGGCUUUCCUCUCCACCUCCCCCCCCCCUCACACAGACACUGACCUUGGGGGCGCCUCAGCCACGGUCCCGCAGUAGGGGGCAGUAGUACAUAAUGAUGGCAAAUGGAUGUGGGUGGGGGGGUGGGGUUGGGGUGGAAAGGGACAGCACUUAAACACAACACUACCAUCUUUUCUGCUUGCAGAGAGAGGUUUCUUUUUCAUUGAGCGUGGACGUGUUCUCCACUGGCCGGCCUGCAGGCAGCUGUUGGCUGCGGUCGGCCUCUGAUCGGCGGAGCGUGAACGCCUCGCAGCAGAGGCCUAACCACCGCUCUGGUGAUCCGGGCCAAUAACUCGAUAAC